AUGAUGCGACCGCGCGACCCUCGCUUCCGGCAACGGAUCAACCAGAUCUCGCAUAACCUCGAGUCCGCCAACGAAACAGCACAAGAAGGUCUCUACGCAUUCUCCCACAACUAUAUCUCGCCAUGCUUUGCGUCGAUUGGAAGCUGUGUCAAUGCAUGCACAGCCCCUUGCCUGCCGAGCCGGGAAGACCACCUGAGGCGGAGACGACGCGGACGAGCCGAGGCUAACUUUGAUUUCUACGAUGAUUGGGAGAACGAGGAAGAAGAGGAUAGCUUACUUGGAUGGGGGACCGGUGAGCUCGACAGGCUUCUUGCUGGUAGUGGCCUGGCGCGCGGGAAUGCAGAACAGCCGCGCCGGCCGAGGAGGAUGAGCUAUGGAACUCGGAACACGCGGCGACGGAGCACAGUGCAUAUUCCGGAUUCUCAUACAGACCCAACUGUGAUUCCAAGUUCAUCUUUCAUUGGGUUCCUUGAGCGCUUUCCAUGGAGAUUCGGUGCCCGCGGAGUGAAGUAUCGGCCUUCCGCCGCUGAUCUCCAGGAACACCCGGGCACCCGGCGCUAUGCACAUGAGGAUGAACCCUUGAUGGAAGAUAUGGAUGAUGACACUCAGUUAUCUCCUACCCCCGUUGGGAGGAAUCGCAGUGCGACUCAAUCGUCCCGUGGGACAUCCAAUUCACUCAGUUCGCGCGGUGAUCUAUUUCCUAGCGACGAGGAGGAAGAUGCGGUACCCCUUGACGAUGAGUUUGCACUUACAUUUACACGGCGAGGAACGGGAUUGGAAUCGGAUGAUCAAUCUGGGACAAAAUCUGAGUUGACCAAGUCUGGUUCUGCAUCUAGCUUGGGUGGUGCAUCGUCUAAAAAGAACAAACGAAAGAAUAAACGCCGCACGAAGAGAUUAUCGAGCACAACUGACGCUCAAAUUACUAAACCGGUUGAUACACCAUCCAUGGCGGAUCUCAAAACAGAAGAUCAGCGGGCUGCAUUGGAGGAAGAAGCAGCCAUUGAGAGGAGAAGACUCGCUGCACAAGAAUUAGCCUUGAGUCGGGGUUUUGAAUCAGGAGCAGGUGACAAGAUUCAGCCCGCUACAAAGCCCACCAACACAAAUCUCCUGCCACAAGACGCGGCUAGACAAUCCACGUCCCCAUUGCGAAGAUUCAGUGAUUCCUCUGGACAAGAAGUAUCCUCCAACCAAACUGAACCUUUCCCUGCUCUCUCACUAUCGCCUUCUUCUAUGGUACUGGAGUCUCAAGACCUUUCCAAAGCCUCACCGAGGCCCCUCUCCCCCCAUGAACCCGAUGAUACGAGUGCCCUCGACUAA
This is a messenger RNA of Penicillium nucicola, 1317 nucleotides long. RefSeq lists its product as uncharacterized. The record is from RefSeq and is a predicted model, not a curated record. Lineage: Eukaryota; Fungi; Ascomycota; Eurotiomycetes; Eurotiales; Aspergillaceae. Bases 1 to 1317 code for a protein of 438 amino acids. The transcript is spliced from 2 exons.